Molecule: messenger RNA, 1386 nt
Organism: Anolis sagrei ordinatus
Lineage: Eukaryota; Metazoa; Chordata; Lepidosauria; Squamata; Anolidae
Source: RefSeq, a predicted model, not a curated record
AUGCUCCAAGCAGUCAUGUCGGUCACACGACCAGGUGUUUUGACGGCAAGCACUUCUUCUUCUCCUCCCCUUUGCCCAGGCAAUAUCACCACCAGGAUCCGGGCUACGGAGGCCGGCUCCGACGAAGCCAUCAAAUCCAUCCUGGAGCAAGCCAAGAGGGAGUUGCAGGUGCAGAAAACAGCGGAGCCUCCGCAGCCACCUUCCCUUUGCAGCAGUGGCGGUGGAUCCGACGACGCCAUCCGCUCCAUCCUGCAGCAGGCCCGGCGAGAGAUGGAGGCCCAGCAGGCCGCCCUGGAGCCCGCUUUGAAGGCCGCCCCAUCGGUGCUCUCCCAGGCCGAGAUGUCCCUCCUGUCCCCCAAGCUGGUCCCCACCCCGGCGGGCCUCUCUUCGGUCUCCGGCUACUCCCCUUUGCCCAUGUCCUUGAAGAAGCACUCAUCCUCAUCCUCCUCCUCGGCAGAGUCCAGCCUCUGCUCGCUGCAGACCCUCAAGAAGGAGGCCCCCGAGAGUCCUGCGCUGGAGUUGCUCCACGGGGUCUCGGACGCCUCCACGCAAAGCGUGUUGCGGCACGUUAAGAACGAACUAGGACGCAGCGGGGUCUGGAAGGACCACUGGUGGAGCACGGUGCAGCCGGAGCGGAGGGCCGCGCCGCCAGCCCCGGAGGAGGUGCCCAAGGUAGAGGAGGCCCCUGGCGGGAAGGAGAAGCGCGGGCAGCCGCUCCAAGGGCCCUCCUCCUCCUCCGCCUCCUCGGAGUACUGGAAGGAGUGGCCCAAUGCCGAGUCGCCCUACUCACAGGGUUCCGAGCUGAGCGUGACGGGGGCCAGCCGCAGCGAGACCCCGCAGAACAGCCCCCUCCCUUCCUCCCCCAUCGUCCCCUUGUCGAAGCCAUCGAAACCCUCCGUCCCGCCACUGACGCCGGAACAGUACGAGGUCUACAUGUACCAGGAGGUGGACACCAUAGAGCUCACCCGUCAGAUCAAAGAGAAGCUAGCCAAGAACGGCAUCUGCCAAAGGAUAUUUGGGGAAAAGGUGCUGGGCCUCUCCCAGGGAAGCGUCAGCGACAUGCUGUCCCGGCCGAAGCCCUGGAGCAAGCUGACCCAGAAAGGCCGCGAGCCCUUCAUCCGCAUGCAGCUCUGGCUCAACGGCGAACUGGGGCAGGGAGUCCUGCCUUCUCAAGGGCAGCCCCUCGGACAAGGUAAGGGCACCACUGUCGUGGGUGGCCGUUGGUCUGUAUUCGCGGAAGCUCUCUCCAGGUCCUUGGGUUGCCCUCUCCUCAGCUUCAGUCAUAAUCAAUCUCGAGGCCUUCUCGUGGGUGGCACCGUGAAAGGGAAACGUUCCCUUGUGGGAGUCAGCGAGGAUGGAUACCACUGUUGUAGCUCAGCAAGUUGA